CCCGCGCGGGUGAAGGCGCUGGUGAAGGCGGACCCGGACGUCACCCUGGCCAGCCAGGAGGCCGUGUUCGUGCUGGCGCGGGCUGCGAAGGUGCCCUGGGAGCCCCUGGUGUGGAGUGGUUUACAGGAACCCACCUUCCCAGCUUUCUCCCUCAGUGCUUGUCCUGUGCAUCACUGUCCAGCCAUUUCCUUCGGUGUUUUCAGACCUGUUUACUGGGAAGGGGAGCUGUUUGUUGAAACCAUAGCCAAAGAUGCUUACGUGUAUGCCCAGCAAGGAAAAAGGAAAACCCUGCAAAGAAAAGACCUGGAUAAUGCCAUUGAAGCUAUUGAUGAAUUUGCUUUUUUGGAGGGUACUUUGGACUGAGCUGGACAGAGACAGAGCUCUCUGGAGAAAGAGACUGCAGAGGUGGUGUGAGAUGGAAAACAGGAUGCUGAGAGUUCAAAAAUAAUUCCUAGAAUUGAGACACUGAAAUUGAGACAUGGCAACCAUGAUAUUUUGUAUAAAGUUGAAGUUGUUGUAAAUGUUUUAUUUAAAAUGCAUAUUUUUUAAUAACUGUUUUGUAUGUCCCUUCCCAUGUGGCUGCAGUGCAGCUCUCUGCUCUGGCCAGGUUACACAGCAGUUACUCCCAGCAGCAGUCCCAGCCUCUCUGGUACUCUGCAGCACCACAGAGCUGUGAACAGAGAGUGGCUUGGCUCAGGUGCCCAGGCACAAGGAAUUUUUUUUAUGGAAGUGUGGGUUUUG
Molecule: messenger RNA, 741 nt
Organism: Ficedula albicollis (Collared flycatcher)
Lineage: Eukaryota; Metazoa; Chordata; Aves; Passeriformes; Muscicapidae
Gene: POLE4
Product: polymerase (DNA) epsilon 4, accessory subunit
Exons: 5
Cellular component (GO): epsilon DNA polymerase complex; nucleus
Molecular function (GO): protein heterodimerization activity
Source: RefSeq, a predicted model, not a curated record